Rhipicephalus sanguineus (brown dog tick) is the source of this 3899-nucleotide messenger RNA. RefSeq lists its product as uncharacterized. The coding region runs from base 15 to 2717 and encodes 900 amino acids. Lineage: Eukaryota; Metazoa; Arthropoda; Arachnida; Ixodida; Ixodidae. The transcript is spliced from 6 exons. The record is from RefSeq and is a predicted model, not a curated record.
CCCGAAGCAACGACAUGCGGUGGAAGGGCAUGACCCUGGCGCUCCUCGUUCAGCUUUCUCUGUGGAAGGCGUCGUCACAGACGGAGGCCCCCUGGGAGGGCAAGGACCUCUCGCUGCCGGAGCCUCCGAGCGACCUUCCACGCCUGAUCGGCGUCGAGGUGGCCUGCGGCAAGCGACACAUGCGUGUCCAGCUGCAGUUCAGCGCUCCCUUCCACGGCAUCGUGUUCUCCAAGGGACACCACGGGCAGCCCGAGUGCGUCUACGUGGGACCCCGUUCGGGCAUCACGGCCGCCAACUUUGACGUCUUCUACGACCGAUGCGGCACCAAGCCGGACCACCACGGCAGCUUCUACGAGAAUACGAUCGUGGUACAGUACGGCGUGGACAUCAUCGAGGCGUGGGACGAGGCGAAGCGGCUGCGCUGCGAGUGGCACGACGCGUACGAGAAGUCGGCGCUGCGCACGCCUUCCAUCCAGCUGGCCGACCUGGACGUCCAGGAGCUCAACUUUCAGGGCGACAGCGUUGGAUGCUGGAUGGAGAUCCAGGAAGGCAAGGGUCCGUGGGCGAAGCAGGUGUCCAGCAUCGUGCCGCUGGGCAGUCCGCUGACCAUGGUGAUCGCCAUCAACGACCGGGACAAGCAGUUCGACAUGCGCGUCAAGUCGUGCGCCGCGCACGACGGCCUUCGAGGCCCGAUCCAGCUGACGGACGACCGGGGCUGCGUCCUCCGGCCCAAGAUGCUCACGGCUUUCAUGAAGGUGCGCGACUUCAGCGGCAAGGCGAGCGUGGUGGCCUUCUCGCACUUCUACGCCUUCAAGUUCCCCGACACCAUCGAGGUGCAGAUACAAUGCGUGGUCGAGAUAUGCCGCCACGGAUGCCCCGACGACUGCCCCGGACACGAGCAGCACCCGCCUCACGGAGGCGGUGGUGACUUGCCCCCACCAAACCACUUGGAGGAGCACCCGCCACCGCCCGAACACCACCACCACCCGAGACCGCCGCAUCACCAGCGGCCGCACUACGCCUCCUCGUCGUCCCAGCAGGAGCAGAAGCUGGAGAACCCACCAUCACAGCAGCAGCAGCAUCGCCACGAUCCCCAGAGGGAAGGGGUAGCCGCGGGCAGUUCUCUGCACGCGAUCAAGCGCCAACCGCAGCCGCCACCUCAGCAGCAGCCGAGCAGCAGCGCCACCCAGCCCACGGUACAGCGUCAAACAGUUCCCUUCGGUCUCCCUCUACUGUCCGUCAACGUCCUGCCCGAUCAUUACUAUCCACCGACGCCGCCGGGUGUCCACAUGGGUCCACUGCACCCUCACAGCGUGGCCUCCGUGCACCAGGCUCCUCCGCCGCAUCUGUCGUUCCCUCAAAUGAACCCCCAUCUACAAGUGAUGCCCCGACGCCCUUCGUAUGAAGAGGCGGAUGAGCAGUUGCUGCAAGAAAGCCCACACAAAAGCGUCAUCACAGACCCUCCUCAGUUUUCUACGACACCUUCGCAGCACGAAGGCGCUUCCCACACAACCAUCGGGAAUAAAUUCGAGUCGAUCACCCUGAAAGAGUCCUCGAGAGAUAAAGAGCUACCACCGCCGGCCACUGCUCCACCCGAAGAAAAGCCCACCGUGCGGCCCCUUUACUACGAAGCCCCCAAGUCCGCGGGAGUGCAGUCGUCGCGUUUCGAACAGCCUGCCACCACGACGAAUCCCUCGCUGUCGCAUACAGAGGUCGAAUACGAAGACGAGGACGAAACGACGUCCGAUGUGCCGGCCACAACGACGACAGCGACCACAACGACCACGAGUGACGGAUCGUUUACGGCCACGACACGGGACACGUUCAACAUGCCUCCACCCGUGCGCCCGUACCCGCAAACACCUCCGCAGGAAGGGUCCAUUUCUGAGGGAAACAAGCUCGACGCUCCCGACCCUAGUUCUGCAAGACCGGUGUUCUUCACGUAUUCGCCACCUUCCAGGGCCCCAGUCCACAUCCCUAUCAAGGAGGACCCCAGUGACACCGAUGGCAAUGACUCUAGUGGUGGCAAAUUCAGCGCCAUCAGACCGCGGCCUCCGGCACCGGCUGGCCCUACCGGCGAGGUGUACCGACAUCCGAGACCACACUUCCCGUACCCGAUGUCUAAGAUCGGACUGGUCGGCGCACCCAACGCUGAUGUCUUUCAGGAAAGAAUCGACAUGGUCGCCGAAACAGCGUCGGAUCAUCCUUCUACUGUGUCACAGACCGAGACUACUCACGACGCGAACAAGUCCGAGACACCAGCGACCGAAACGUCGUCGACGACGACAACGACGGCGGACCCAACGCACGUUCACAAGGUUCCCAUCCAGGCCUCCGUGACGCUCAUGAGUGGUCGCUUUCCCAACGGUCCUCGCUCACUCAAGACCAAGCGCAACGCCGUCGGCUCGUCCGACCAGCUUGGUGUCCGCGGCUCGUUGCGAGUCAUCGCGGGCGUCGACUUGGCUUUCCUGCCUAACGUGACCAGGGACGACGCUGCCGUAUUCACCGGUCGUUACGAAGAGAUUAUCUACGGCGUCUGCCUCCCGGCCACGGGUCUGGCCGCGAGCGUGGGCGCCUUCGUGCUGCUCAUCCUGUGCACCACGUGCAUUGCGGCGUACCUCUACUACGUGCUCAGGACGUACGAGGCCAAGUCGAAGCAGUCGUUCGUACUGCGCAGGUUUCUCUCGACGUACAGAAACAGAAAGAUGAAGCACUGAAAACUGCCCAGCCGAGGGCGUAGAUUUAUAACGGUGUUUUUCCUUGAAAAGCCCCGUGAAACAAUCUCAGGAAAGGAAAACUUUGCGCUCGUGACGACGUUGCAACCCUUGCGUUCCGACAGCUGGAUAGUGUGCCGAAGGUUGUUAGGUUGUGAAGCGUUGUGUGAACAUGCAUCAGCGUGGAUUGUGGAUGGUUGCGGCUGUCGUUACGGAUUGUGACGUUGCGGUCAUGCCAACAGGACGUCAUCUGCGAGCAAAGACAAAAGUGCGGUGGUGUCCAUCGAACAGUUAUCGACUGGUGCGUCUGUACGAGCUCCCGUUUAACAAAUGACCGAAAGCUGAUGGAAAAAAAAUAGAAUGGGCAACUGUGGCGCAGUCGCAACGAAGCGUGAACACGGGCGUUCGGCGAACGUGAAGUCUUGCGCCCGCCUAAGUAUACACAUGGUCGAGCUCCGGUAACUUAUGAAUAGACCUUCCCACCGAGCACAUUGUCAUCGUAUACACGCGAUCACCCCGCUUCUAGUGCAGAGUGCUCCACCUUAUCCAGUGCAUUACGAUACCUGGAUUAACAAGACGGCCGGCCGCCGUCGGUUCCUCGAAGCAAGGUGCUCCAAAAGACAAAACCUUCCGUGUGAAACGGACAUGUGUGUGUAUGUGCGUGUGCAUGCUUCUUUUUUCGCAACGAGGCGCAGUGUUGUUGUUUUUUUUUUAUCUGUCCGCGUGUACGAAAGGUGCGAGAUGCUGGGAGUAUCUCACCGUGUGAUGUGAACUCGGAAGCACUCAGCUUUCCGUGCCUCGGUGUUCUUGUUUGUGUGUGCGUGUGUGAACGGAACAGAACAUUCAUAAUCGCCGCAAUUAGCGGACGCUUUCGCAUCCGUGUUCUCGACACCGCGGUAAUUGGACGCAACUGAAGUGUUUUCCUAGCGAUGCGACGCUAACGAGCACGCGCAUGUGCUUUUUAGAAACUGCCAACGGUGUCAUGUGACUAAUGCUUGUGAAAUUGCUCGCAAUACUACUGACCUACCGACCUAUUUGCUUUCUCUCUGCACGUUUGGGAGGUAACCAAUUAAACGACUACGCUUGUCUCUCGGAGCAGUGCUAGAGAGAAAAAAUAUAUAGUAGCAACUAACCUGAAAGUGUGUAUACGUCAACGUAGGUACGUAGCUUGUGUACAGCCUCGUU